UCUCGAUGUGUCCCGAAACACGCGACGACUUCGAAGUCGCCAUUAUCUGUGCUCUGCCUCUGGAGGCUGCUGCUGUUCUGGAUCUGUUCGACCAACGUUACGACCGAUACGGUCAUAGCAGACAUGGCAAGCAAGAGGAGGACAAGAAUACCUACUCGACCGGCCGCAUCGGCCAACACAAUAUCGUCUUAGCUCAUAUGCCUGGCAUGAAUAUAACUAGUGCAGUCAGAGUCGCUUCCAAUCUCCAGAUGAGCUUGAAGAAGGUCAGACUCGCCCUCAUAGUCGGUGUAUGUGGUGGGGCACCUCUCGACNAGCCAAUUAUCCUUGGAGAUGUCAUCAUCGGCAACUCGGUCGUCGAAUUCUACUUUGGCCGACAGUACCCCGAUAGCAUUGAAAGAAAGAGCGGCCUGAAGGAUACACUCGGUAGAUCAAACACAGAAAUCAGAGGCCUUCUCAGCAAGCUUGAGAUACCACUUAUUCGCAAGGAGCUGGAAGAAACAAUACUGCACAAUCUCGCAAGCUUGCAAGAAAAGGGACAUAUGGCGACCUAUCCUGGUGCCGAGCACGAUAGACUGUUCGCUGCCUCGUACCGUCACAUGCAUCGCAGAGACAUCUCACCUCGUGAUUGCGUUUGUAUCUUGCCUCAAUCCACCGGCGAAUCUUCAUGCAACGAAGCACGGGAGUCGGAAUGCGAGGUACUCGGAUGUAGUGUCGACGCUCCAGAUACACCUUCUCGACGCACGCGCUUCGCCUCAGGAGUUCCUACGCCCCAGGUGCACCUAGGCACGGUCGGCUCCGCAAGCAUUGUCAUGAAGUCUGCUGAACAUCGUGAUGCUAUCGCUAGUAAGGAUAACAUAAUCGCUUUCGAGAUGGAGGGUGCUGGUGUCUGGGAUGACCUGCCCUGUGUCAUCAUCAAGGGUGUUUGCGACUACUCUGAUAGUCAUAAGAACAAGAGAUGGCAACGCUAUGCAGCAGCAACGGCGGCGUCGGCUGCGAAAGGAUUCCUUGAUCACUGGACUCCUGGACGACACGACGCAGACUCAGCAGAAGGCUCGGCAGAACAAGCAAGCACUGGAUCACAAUCCACUCCCGCACCGAUAGACUUAGAUGCACGAAAAGCUAAAAUGGAAGCUUUGUGUUUUGAACAGCUUGAUGCUCGUCACGCUACACUUGAGAAUGCGCAUGCUGCCACGUGUGAGUGGUUGUUGAGUAAAUCAGAGUACCUAGACUGGCAGAACGAGGAAAAGCUUCUGGAGCACCACGGUUUCUUGUGGAUCAAAGGAAAGCCUGGCGCAGGCAAAUCGACCCUCAUGAAGCAUGCGUACACAAUGGCCAGAAAGACCGCAGGAGGCCCAAUAGCCAUCUCCUAUUUCUAUAACGCCAGAGGCGAACAUUUGGAGAAGUCCACUUCUGGAAUGUAUCGCUCACUCUUGUUUCAACUGCUCACCAAUAUCCCCCAACUCCAGGCUGUCCUUGACACAAAUGAAGCAGUAAGUUUACAAACCACUUCACCAGACUCAUGGAUAACCGAAUUCCUACAAACACUCUUCCGUCAAGCCAUCGAAAGGCUUGAGAACCAGCAUCUGGUUUGUUUCGUUGACGCACUUGACGAAUGUGAGAACAACGAGGAUCAGGUGCGAGAGAUGAUCCGCUUCUUCGAGACUUUGGGACAACAUGCAGUCGAAAACAAGAUCAGACUCCUCGUGUGCUUUUCCAGUCGACACUACCCGUACAUCACAAUCGACAAAAGUGUUGAGCUGCUUCUUGAAGCUCAACAGGGUCACUCGGAGGACAUCGCAAAAUUCAUACGCUCGAAUCUCAGGACACGCAACAGCAGCAGCAAACGUGUCCAACAGAUCAAGACUGAUGUCCAACUGAAAUCACAGGGUAUUUUCUUAUGGGUUGUGCUUGUUGUGCCUAUGCUUCAAAAGGCAUGUGACCAAGGCAAACUCCACGCUAUCAGUGAAUGCCUCAAAGGCAUCCCGAAAGGCCUUGACGAGUUGUUCGACGAUAUUCUAAGAAGGGACACUGAGGAUAUGGAGAAUCUAAAACUCUGCUUGAAGUGGGUUCUUUAUGCAGAUCGACCACUGAGCCCUGAAGAGUUCUACUUUGCGAUGUUGUCUUCAUCGAGUUCAGAGCCAGUGAGAGCGUGGAACCCCGAGGAUAUCACGACAGACGACAUAAAGAGGUUCAUCUUAAGCUCGUCUAAGGGUCUUGCUGAGCCAACGAGGGGCAGAAAACCAACCAUACAAUUUAUCCACGAAUCUGUGAGAGACUUCCUCCUCAAAGAAAGCGGUUCGGUACUCCAAGCAGGCAUAGACUUUACUUCGGCAGGCCCUAUACAUGACCUUCUUAAGCAACACUGUCAACGCUAUGUCGCGAGCGUAGCAACCCACCACUAUUUGGAGUCUUCUACCAGGAGUGCAGGCAAGUUUCCGUUCUUGGACUACUCGAUCUCGUGUGUCUUGAAACACGCCGAGCUCGCGGCAAGCCAUGGAACGCCGCAGGAAAUAUUCCUGAAGCACUUCCCGCUCGGGACAUGGCUCUUCUUGCACGACUUUACUGGGGCGUACGCGACACGUCGCUAUUGCGGCGAAACAAGCUUGCUGUAUAUCCUUACAGAAAGAAAUCUUCUGCAUCUGUUUCGGGCUGAGGUCUACCAAAGCCAAUCAGUCAAUGCCACAGGUGGACGAUACGGCUUACCUAUCAUAGUAGCCGCUGUUGUCGGUAACAAACAGAUUCUGGAAUUACUCAUCCAAUUCGGCGCCAACCCCAAUGCUAUCUCGACUGGAAAAGAGUAUAGGAAUGCUUUGCAUGCAGCUAUAGCUCAGUCCAACACACUUGCAGUCGAGGUUCUUUUCAAACAUGGU
Aureobasidium vineae is the source of this 2870-nucleotide messenger RNA. NCBI's taxonomy places the organism in Eukaryota, Fungi, Ascomycota, Dothideomycetes, Dothideales, Saccotheciaceae. The record is from the annotation of a GenBank genome assembly.